AUGUGUCUUGAUAUCGUUUCAGUUAAUGAAGUUCACAGUAAGUAUCAGUGCAGUUAUCAGGCUCUUCUCGACCACUUGAAUCUGACCAAAGACAAUCCUAAAUACACGGUGAGCCGGCCUGUUCAGCAGCACAGUUCUGUCACAACGAUAUACAUUUUGAUGAGGAUCUACGCCAUCCUCGAUAUGAGAGAGACCGACCAAACUUUCAUUUCCUACAUGUGGAUUCUUUUGGACUGGGAAAAUGAGCACAUUUCUUGGAAUCCACCUGACUUCUGUGGACUUGAACAUCUCAUAGUUCCGACUGAAUUUUUGUGGGUGCCAGAUUUAACCAUUGAAGAGAUGACAGAGAAGGACAAAGCCCCUCCAAGUCCUUACCUCAAAAUUCACUCUUACGGCUGGGUUGAAUAUAGAAACGACCAGGUGGUGGUCAGCACCUGCAAGAUGCACGUUUAUAAAUUCCCCUUCGACGUUCAGAGCUGCAACAUCUCCUUCAAGUCUAUCUUGCACUCUGAUAACGAAGUCAAAUUAUUAUUCAACACAAACAGCACACAGAUCACAGAGUGGUCUCGUAGGGUGAUGCGGACGCAGUACGAGUGGCUGUUCCUCAACCUAACAGCCAACAAAAAAACUAACUACAUGUUUGGUCUCAACCAAACCACGAUUGUUUAUGUUAUCACCAUGAAGCGGAGGUCUAUCCUCUACGUUGCCAACUUCUUGCUGCCUGUUCUCUUCUUCUUGUGCCUGGACAUGGCCUCCUUCCUGAUCUCCCACCGAGGUGGCGAGAAGCUCAGCUUCAAGGUGACUGUGCUGCUCGCCGUCACAGUGAUGCAGCUUAUUCUCAAUGAAAUUCUGCCCUGCUCAUCAGACAAGAUCCCACUAAUAGCGAUCUACUGCAUUGGAGUUUUUGGUAUGAUGCUGAUCAGCCUCAUGGAGACUAUUUUUGUGAUGUAUCUGAUGGAGAAAGACUUCAAGGACGAUGAGACAGACAGAGACCGAAGCCUGGAUAAGAGCUGUGAGGACAAACUGGGCAAAGGCAACUUCCACAGCUGUUUCAGAGGAAUAAAGGAAUGGGCUCAAUGUGCAUCUGCAAAUGAUGCAUCUGCUGAUGAGACAGUUGUGCCCAAAGAGGGCAGCAGCAGCCAGCUGACCGAGGUGUCUCUUGCCUUGGAAAAGGUCUCAGGUGAGCUUGGGGAGAUCGACAGAACAAUGAGUCUACUCAGCAGCAGCAAGGACAAGAAAGAGCCCGGCUACUGGACCAGGAUGGCAAAGAAAAUCGACAAGGCUUUCUCAGUUAUAUACGUCAUAUGUGCUGCUCUGUUUUUAGUUAUCAUCUUCACAAUGUGGGUGGUUCCAGAUGACGACGAGCAGUAA
Molecule: messenger RNA, 1371 nt
Organism: Stegastes partitus (bicolor damselfish)
Lineage: Eukaryota; Metazoa; Chordata; Actinopteri; Pomacentridae
Product: 5-hydroxytryptamine receptor 3A-like
Exons: 9
Coding region: 1-1371 (456 amino acids)
Biological process (GO): monoatomic ion transmembrane transport
Cellular component (GO): membrane
Molecular function (GO): transmembrane signaling receptor activity; extracellular ligand-gated monoatomic ion channel activity
Source: RefSeq, a predicted model, not a curated record